CUGCUGCUGCUACCGCCAUCGUCAUCACACACGCAUGGGCCUGUGGUUCUACGCCAUAGUCGUAUCCGUCGUCUUGGUGUACCUAACCUGCCAUGACUAUGCCAUUAGGAGCCGACAACUAGGCAAACUCAUGCUCGAGCUCCUCGCUUACAUCCAGAGAACGUUGGACCGGAUGAAGGUGACGACAGUUGAGUCUGCCCGGCUGUCGAAUACUGCAGCGAUGCCAUCCGCAGCUGCUCUUCCCUCUGUCGAAAUGGAAACCCACGUCGCUCGGACAGACGCAGUCAUGACGGGCAACUCGUCGGCAUGUGAUGCUUCUCCUUCGUUGUCCCCAUUGUUGUUUGACGUGGAGACACACCCGACCGACGCGGCCCUAGCAAAUCCGUCCAACUUCUGCUUCCUUAACGCGACGUUGCACUGCUUGUUUCGGUCUCCCCAUUUUCUAACGUCCUUGCACCACCUGGUCAAUCAAGCUCGGCGGAACACACCCAAGACAACAUGCUGCGCAUCCCUUCUCGACGCAGGGAUAGCCAUGAAGGACGAGACUCGUGGCGAGUGUGUGGAUGUCGUGGAGAUGGGCCUCACCGCCGCCAUGCGCGCUUGCUCGUCGGCUCUGAUCGCCCCGUCCCCUUCGCGUCAAGUGCAGCAAGACGCCCAAGAAUGCCUGUCGUUUCUUCUCGACACGCUCAACGAGGCCUCGCCUCCGGCGGCUGCUGCGACCUCCCCGAUGACCUCCCACCUCUUGCAAGCCAUCCAUUUGGCCUCCAGCACCGAUCCAGCUACGUACGCGCAUUUGGUAACGCACUUCGCCGACGUCACAUGGGCAGCUUACUCGGCGCAGCACACGUCGUUCGUCGCCCGUCAGUUCGCAGCCCAAGUCGUUCGAGGCUCCAGCUGUCAAGUGUGUCAUCGGCUGUCAGUCCACAUGCAAGAAACGAGUUUGUUGUCGUUGGGAUUGCAUUCGUCCACGCUGCGCAUGAGUUUGGAGAGCUGCUUGGACCAGUUUCGAGCCAUGGAAGUGAUGGACGGGCUCAAUCAAGUAUGGUGCGCCCCAUGUCACGCCAAGACAGACCAAGCGACACAGACGCUGCUCAUGCGAACCCCGCCGUGUCUGGUGCUCCACUUGAAGCGGUUCAUGUGCGACAGAGGUUCAGUCACAAAGAAUACCGCGGCCGUGUCGUUUCCCGUCCGUCGCUUGAACCUGUCGCCUGCGUGUUUUACCAGAGGAGUACCCGACAACAACUACCGCCUCUACGCCGUCUGCGCCCACGUUGGAACCAGUUUGGACCGAGGCCAUUACGUGGCGUACUGCCGGCACACCCUGACGUUGCACUGGCUCAAAUAUGAUGACGACUGCGUGUCCAUCGUACACGAGCAUACGAUGCUGCAACAGACGCUACGCUCGGCCUAUUUACUGUUUUACGAACGCUUUGACGUUGCAUAA
Messenger RNA from Aphanomyces astaci, 1444 nucleotides. RefSeq lists its product as hypothetical. The record is from RefSeq and is a predicted model, not a curated record. Gene Ontology annotation, cellular component: cytoplasm. The coding region runs from base 35 to 1444 and encodes 469 amino acids. Gene Ontology annotation, biological process: protein deubiquitination. Gene Ontology annotation, molecular function: cysteine-type deubiquitinase activity. Lineage: Eukaryota; Oomycota; Saprolegniomycetes; Saprolegniales; Verrucalvaceae. The transcript is spliced from 2 exons.